Messenger RNA from Dendronephthya gigantea, 837 nucleotides. Its product is annotated as putative L-amino-acid oxidase YobN. Gene Ontology annotation, biological process: amino acid catabolic process. The transcript is spliced from 3 exons. The record is from RefSeq and is a predicted model, not a curated record. NCBI's taxonomy places the organism in Eukaryota, Metazoa, Cnidaria, Anthozoa, Malacalcyonacea, Nephtheidae. Gene Ontology annotation, molecular function: L-amino-acid oxidase activity; polyamine oxidase activity. Bases 1 to 750 code for a protein of 249 amino acids.
AUGAAGAAACAAGUUUACAAGAUUCGUUAUUAUUCCUCACCCUGUCAGCCUAACGACGAUUAUGUCAUUGUUUCCUGUUAUGCAAAUCCAUCAGAAGAAGAAACUGAUUACAUAGCGCGGGCCGUAAUCGUUACCACUCAAGUCAACAUAUUGCGGCAGAUUACGUUUGAGCCAAUUGAACCAAACCAGGAAGACAGGGUGGCCCUCAGAAAGAAUCUUCAAGCUAUUGAAGACAUGUUUACAGGACCAGCCACAAAGAUUAUCCUGCAAACCAAGACCAGAUUCUGGGAAGAAGAGAAGUACGGCAUCAAAGGUGGCUUUUCUAAGACCAACCUACCCAUCGGUCAAAUACAUUACGUAAAGCCGGAUGUCGAUUCCACCAAGCAAGGAAUAAUUCUGAUUUACACCUGGAAAAAUGAAGCACUACUUUUUGGUUCCUUGACGAAAGAUCAGGCAAAAAAGGAAGUCAUUGAGCAAGUUGAGAAAUCCACCCUGAGAUCAAAGAAGAAGGGGCAGUUUAAAAAAUGUAUUGUCCAUGCUUGGUACAACCAACCCUCUUAUCAAGGUGCCUAUGGACUCUUGAAGACCACUCAAUACAACAAUAUCAGAUAUUUGUGGGAACCAAUGGGUAAUGUGCAUUUUGCUGGCGAUAACAUAUCAUUUACCGCUGGCUGGAUUCAAGGAGCUUUGGAAAGUGGUUUUAAAUCAGCUUAUCAAGUUUACGCACGUCACAUGAAAAGAGUUAAAUGAGAUGGGAAAGAUUACAUUUAAUCGCAUUUUGCUAAAAAUCCAAGUAGAAAAACUGCAUAGCAUAAUAUCAUGAUAUUUGUUUAUUUU